GGACCAAUCAGCCCUCUUAUCAUUCCCAUACUUUUGGCCUAGUUUUCAACUCACAGACUACUCUCUCUACUGCCCAACACUUUCUCCUCUUCUUCUCUCUUCUCCUAAUUCAAGCAAUAAAUAUUGGCUUCUAAUAUUUCCUGUUAUGGAAAAUCAACAGCCUUCCCUCAAAUCAAGAUUCAGACGUGUGUGCGUCUUCUGCGGUAGCAGCCCUGGCAAGAAUCCUAGCUACCAGCUUGCUGCUAUUCAACUUGGCCACCAACUGGUCGAAAGGAACAUUGAUUUGGUUUAUGGAGGGGGAAGCAUUGGUCUGAUGGGUUUGGUCUCCCAAGCUGUUUAUGAUGGUGGCCGCCACGUGUUGGGAGUAAUACCCAAGACUCUUAUGCCAAGAGAGAUAACAGGGGAACCAGUAGGGGAAGUAAGAGCAGUAUCAGGCAUGCACCAACGCAAGGCAGAGAUGGCUCGUCAGGCUGAUGCAUUUAUAGCCCUACCAGGGGGUUAUGGAACCUUGGAAGAAUUGUUGGAGGUCAUAACAUGGGCUCAGCUUGGAAUCCAUGAUAAACCAGUAGGGCUAUUAAACGUGGAUGGCUACUACAACUCACUUCUGUCAUUCAUUGACAAGGCUGUCGAUGAAGGCUUCAUCACUCCAUCUGCCCGUCACAUUAUUGUUUCUGCCCAAUCUGCCCAUGAACUCAUGUGCAAGCUUGAGGAAUACGAAGCUAGCCACUCAGGGGCCUCAAAGCUAAGUUGGGAGAUGGAGCAGCAACUGGGUUACGCAAUAAAGUCAGAAAUUGCACGUUAACAUGCUCCAAUUUAUGAUGGAUUAUGUCCAUGACCUUAAUUAGCUGAUGAUCUUCCUCUUCUUCAGAAAAAAACAAAAAAAAAAAAAAAAAACAAUUAAUUGAUACAGAGAAGCUACGUAGAAUGUAGAUGUAAGGGAAUGGCCACCACAGUUCAUAAUUUUAGUCAGCUGUGGAUCAUUCUUUAUUAGUAAUUAUGAUUAUCUAAUUUUGUUAAUUAGUGUUGUCGGUGAUUGCUAAUUGUGUAAUUUUGGAUAUUUGAUUUGCUAAUAUAUAUUGAAUUGACGACUGGUUUGUUAUAAA
Messenger RNA from Manihot esculenta (cassava), 1103 nucleotides. RefSeq names its product cytokinin riboside 5'-monophosphate phosphoribohydrolase LOG1. Bases 146 to 802 code for a protein of 218 amino acids. The transcript is spliced from 7 exons. NCBI's taxonomy places the organism in Eukaryota, Viridiplantae, Streptophyta, Magnoliopsida, Malpighiales, Euphorbiaceae. Gene Ontology annotation, cellular component: nucleus; cytosol. Gene Ontology annotation, molecular function: hydrolase activity, hydrolyzing N-glycosyl compounds. The record is from RefSeq and is a predicted model, not a curated record. Gene Ontology annotation, biological process: cytokinin biosynthetic process.